AUGGGAGAUACAACAUCGCAUUCCCCUAGGCAACGCUUGGUGCUGGGAGGCGCCUUCAAGCGAAAGCAGUGCCCAACUCAGCUUCUGAGAUACUUCGAAAUAGAGAACUGCAGCCAGCCACUGCUCCUGCUGCGACCCCGCGUGAGUCAGAGCAUUCGUGCAACUCGGCGGCUGCGGCGAUUGGCGCAGCUCCCAGGACUGGAGAAUAGCACUUGGCUAUACCUUAGCCAUUUGGGGCUGAGCAUUGCACAGCUGGAUUGCGCUGCGGAUGCAGAAGAGGUUGCCAAGCAACUUCGGAGCGAACAUGCAGGUGACCUAGAAUUCGUGGAGGCUGACAAGAGAAACCUUUUUAAGAUGGAGGACAUCGCAGAUACACACUGGAGUCGUCAAUGGGGCAUGAGGCGGAGUGGUUUCGAGAACGCGUGGUCUCGUUUGGAGACCUAUAACUUUGAAGCCGACCCGGUGACGGUUGCUGUGUUGGAUACAGGCGUGCAGUUGGAUCAUGAAGACUUGCAAGGUAGGCUUUGGCAGAACCCUGGAGAGAUUCCAGGAAAUGGGAUUGAUGAUGAUGGGAAUGGCUAUAUCGACGAUGUGCAUGGCUGGGAUUUUGCCGAUGGAGAUGCCAAUCCAUCAGAUGACGACGGUCACGGGACCCACUGUGCGGGAAUCAUCAGCGCGGUGAAGAAUGGCAAGGGCAUCGUUGGUGCAUUCGGAGGCAGUUCAGCCAUUCGAAUCAUGGCACUUCGUUUCCUGUCCAGUGAGGGAGGUCGCACCAGCGAUGCGGUGCUUGCGCUGAACUAUGCAGUGUCCAUGGGUGCAGUGAUCUCCUCCAACAGUUGGGGUGGGGCAUCUCACAGCUUGGCACUGGAAUCUGCGGUGCAGAGUGCCAAAGAGGGCGGACAUCUCUUCAUAGCUGCGGCAGGAAACAUGGGCAGCAGCAACGACUUUGUUCCCACGUUCCCUUGCAACUACGAAGCGGCUCUCUGUGUUGCUGCCACGACCUCCACGGAAGAAUUGGCGGACUACAGCAACUACGGGGUCAACUCUGUGCAGAUCGCCGCACCAGGCACCGACAUCAUCAGUAGCUACAUUGGCAACAGCUAUGCCUCGUUGAGUGGCACCUCCAUGGCCACGCCGCAUGUGGCGGGCGCUGCUGCGUUGCUUUGGAGCUGGAUGGGGCAACGUUUCGUGAGCGAUGCCGAAGACCUACGUGCCAUCAUCCUGGAAUCCGCUGAGCGGCCGGCGUUUCUGAACGGCUGGGUUGGCCAUGGCAUGUUGGAUGUGAAUGCCAUGGUCUUGAAGGCCGAGUCUCGGAACUGGUUGCGACUCCUGCAGCCUCCGAAUGGCUUGGUGGAUGCGACAGGUACUGUUGCCUCCGUUCAGGUGGAUGCUCUGAGUGAGGUCACCACGAGCCUGGAAAUCGGCCAUGACUUCCUGGCUGUUGGUACAUAUGAAGCAGAAGUGGUCAUCAGUGGCAUCGCUGCAGUGAUUCCAGUCACGCUGGAGAUUCUGGGAUCUCCAUAUUUACCAGCCGCGAUCUUUCAGGGCAUGCUGGAUUUUGGAGUGGUCCCGUUAGGCGGCGAGGGCCGUCGAACUGUGCGACUUUGGAACUAUGGCAAUGGAACUGCCAGGGUCAAGUUGAGCCCAGUGGCUGCUCCUUUCGCCGGUCCCUUAGUGGAGGUUUUAGUGGAGCCCCAGCAGUCCAUGGAUCUGAUUGUGACGUGCCGUCCCAGCAGCACGGGCCAGUUCUCUGGGACGGCCAGUUUCAGCACCAACUCUGGACUUCCUGCAUUUGAGGCCUCGGAGUUGAAUGCCACCGAGAAAGGGGAGCAGUUUUCCAUGGCGAUGAGCUGCGAAGGUAGUCAGGCACCACAUUUGGAGUUGGACUCUUUCAGUGGUGCAGUGCUUCUGCAAGAUGGGCUGCCCUUCCACUUCACUCCAUCCGUACCAGCCCAGUGGGAGGCCAACUUCCUGGACCCGGAGUCGCCUGAGGCAAAUGUGACUGCAGCCCUGGCCGUGGCCGAAAGCUCCAACCUGGAAGGAUGCCUACCUCACCAAGCAGGUGUGGCUGGGCACAUUGUGCUGGUGAGCCGAGGUGGAUGCACUUUCCAGGACAAGGUGACCUUGAUUCAGGAUGCCGGUGGAGUAGGAGGGCUGUUA
Cladocopium goreaui is the source of this 2160-nucleotide messenger RNA. The record is from the annotation of a GenBank genome assembly. NCBI's taxonomy places the organism in Eukaryota, Dinophyceae, Suessiales, Symbiodiniaceae.